Trichechus manatus latirostris (Florida manatee) is the source of this 2936-nucleotide messenger RNA. RefSeq names its product FHF complex subunit HOOK interacting protein 2B (gene FHIP2B). Bases 219 to 2246 code for a protein of 675 amino acids. The transcript is spliced from 16 exons. The record is from RefSeq and is a predicted model, not a curated record. NCBI's taxonomy places the organism in Eukaryota, Metazoa, Chordata, Mammalia, Sirenia, Trichechidae.
UGGGGUGUCUGUGAGUGAAUGCUGAGUGCCAGGGCAGUGGGUCUGCAUCAUUGUGGCCGCCACAUGUGUUGUCUCUGCUCUCUCUGCAGUGGGAGCCCAGCAUUGACCUGCUGGAGGCCUUUGUGGAGCACUGGAAGGGCAUCACUCACUACUACAUCGAAAGCACAGAUGAAAACACCCCAGCCAAGAAAACAGACAUUCCCUGGCGGCUGAAGCAGAUGCUGGACAUCCUGGUGUACGAGGAAAAGCAGCAGGGGGCUGCUGGCGAGGCCGGGCCUUGCCUGGAGUACCUGCUGCAGCACAAGAUCCUUGAGACCCUCUGCACGCUGGGCAAGGCCGAGUACCCCCCAGGCAUGCGGCAACAGGUGUUCCAGUUCUUCAGCAAAGUUCUGGCCCAGGUGCAACACCCCCUCCUGCAUUACCUCAACGUCCACAGGCCUGUGCAGAAACUUCUCCGACUUGGUGGGACAGUCCCUGGAUCCCUCACAGAAAAGGAGGAGGUGCAGUUCACCACCGUCCUCUGCUCCAAGAUCCAGCAGGAUCCAGCCCUGCUUACCUACAUCCUGGAAGGUAAAAAGAUUAUAGGUAAGAAGAAGACAUCCAGAGAAUCCACCACCCUGCCUAAAGAGGCAGCCAGCCACAAGGAGCCUCCUGACAGGGAGCCCAAACUUGAUGGGGAGCCCGGUGGGGCCCAGGCCUCAAACACCCAGCUGCCUGCUGAGACCAAGGACCCAGAUGGUGGGAUUGGAGAGAGCAACCUGAUUACAUCCCUCAUUGGGCUGUGCAAGAGCAAGAAAAGCCGGGUGGCCCUGAAGGCCCAGGAGAACCUGCUGCUCCUGGUCAGUGUGGCUUCCCAGGCAGCUGCCACCUACCUGGUACAGAGCAGCCCCUGUUGCCUUGCAAUCACCGAGCACCUUUGCCAGCUGUACCAGUCCAUGCCUGCCUUCCUUGACCCCGCAGACAUUGCUGCCUUAGAGGGCAUCAGCUGGAGGUUACCCAGUGCCCCAUCUGAUGAGGCUUCCUUCCCUGGAAAGGAGGCCUUGGCUGCCUUCUUGGGCUGGUUUGAUUACUGCGACCACCUCAUCAUGGAGGCACACACAGUUGUUGCAGAUGCCUUGGCAAAGGCGGUGGCUGAGAAGUUAUUUGUGGAGACUCUGCAGCCCCAGCUCUUGCACGUGUGUGAGCAGAGCAUCCUGACCUCCACCGCCCUGCUGACGGCCCUACUGCGCCAGCUUCGCUCCCCUGCUCUGCUGCGCGAGGCUGUGACUUUUCUCCUGGGCACAGAGCGGCAGCCUGAGGCCCCUGAGGACAGCCCCCACACCCUGUGUGCCCAUCUCAUUGGGCACUGCGACCACCUCUCUGAUGAGAUCAGCAUCGUCUCACUGCGGCUGUUUGAGGAGCUGCUCCAGAAGCCGCAUGAAUGGAUCAUCCAUAGCCUGAUCCUGCGCAACCUCGAGGGCCGCCCCUAUGUGGCCCGGGGCUUGCCUGAGCCUGAGAACUAUGAGGACACCCUGGAUCUGGAGGAAGACCCCUACUUCACUGAUGGCUUCCUCGAUUCUGGCUUUCAGCCCUCCUCAAAGCCUCCCCCAGUUCCUCCCACCAACUUAGAUGGCAAAACAGCAGUGACUGAGAUCGUCAACAGUUUCCUCUGCCUGGUUCCCGAGGAAGCCAAGACAUCAGCUUUCCUGGAGGAGACUGGAUAUGACACCUAUGUCCACGAUGCGUAUGGACUGUUCCAGGAGUGCAGCGCCCGAGUUGCCCCCUGGGGCUGGCCCCUGGGCCCCACACCCCUGGAUCCCCAUGAGCCCGAAAGGCCUUUCUUUGAGGGUCACUUCUUCCAAGUGCUCUUUGACCGGAUGUCCCGGAUUUUGGAUCAGCCAUACAGCCUGAACCUGCAAGUGACCUCAGUCCUGUCCCGGCUCGCCCUCUUCCCUCACCCCCAUAUCCAUGAGUACCUCCUGGAUCCCUACAUCAACCUGGCCCCUGGCUGUAGGAGCCUGUUCUCUGUGCUUGUCAGGGUGAUUGGAGACUUGAUGCAGAGAAUUCAGAGGGUACCCCAGUUCCCAGGCAAACUGCUCCUGGUGCGAAAGCAGCUAAUGGGUCAGGUCCCUGGGGAACAGCUGGACCAUCAGACCCUCCUUCAAGGUGUGGUAGUACUUGAGGAAUUCUGCAAGGAGCUGGCUGCCAUUGCUUUUGUUAAGUUUCCCCCACAUGGUCCUCACUUGAACCUCUCCCCACCCCCGUAAGGGCCUGUCUGAGUCAGGAGGAUGACGGGUGGGGAGACUCCUGUCCACACCACUGCCCAAGAGCUGCCUCCUGCCUGGCAUUCCUGCCACCACUCUCCUCCCAAGAGGUGGGGGCUGGGCUCACCUCCUCUGCAUCCCAGGGACCUCUGCCUCUGCCGAGGCCUGGGCUUCAGCUCCCAGGUUAACUAAGGAGACUUUGGCUUGUUGACCAGACCAGACUGGGUUUCAGGGAGUGGCCCUCAGAGGCACCAGAUGCCACAGGAGCUAAAGAGAUGGCUUCCCAGGCAUCAUGGUGUCCUCAGGGCCUUCUUGGAGGAGCUGGGUGAUGGCCAGGUGAGCACCUGGAUGCCGGAUUUCAUGUUUUCUGCACCUAUCACCCUUCUGGCCAGGGCCAAGACCUGUGACUUAAUUCCAGAGACAAGAGAGGGAGUGAGCAGAUGGCUUCAGAGGCUGCUCAGGAACCUAGGCCAGAGACAGGGCGUAGGGGCCCUGUCUUUGUCACAUCAGGUACCACAGGAGCUGCCGACACUUGGCAUUUUUUUUCCUGCCUUCUUGGUUGGACCCAUGGGGAAGGGACAGUGAAGGAGAGAGCAGGGGAAGCCCCUUCUGCCUGCUCUGCCCCCCUGGACAUGAUUGCAAAAUUCCCAACCACCUCAUGGCAAAUGCCCGAAGCAUGCUCCGCGCCCAGGU